Branchiostoma floridae (Florida lancelet) is the source of this 670-nucleotide messenger RNA. RefSeq lists its product as uncharacterized. The record is from RefSeq and is a predicted model, not a curated record. Lineage: Eukaryota; Metazoa; Chordata; Leptocardii; Amphioxiformes; Branchiostomatidae. The transcript is spliced from 4 exons. Bases 147 to 512 code for a protein of 121 amino acids.
GAUAAUGAUCCCCGAAAGCCUGACAUAGACUGGGAGCCCGCUGAGGAGAGACCACAGGCUUGUAUAAACUCUAAGAACGAAGUCUGAACGAGUUCUCACCCAUAUUCUUACAUUCGAAUCUGAUCGUCACCUCUUCAAGUAACAGCAUGAGAGUUGUUCUGCUUAUGGCUGUGAUGUUGGUGCUGGCCAGCCUGCCGCUGUCUAACACUCAGUGCCGCCGUCGUGUUGCAAGUUGCGCAAGGAGGAGGAGAUCGUCGGGCAUUGUUAAAAGGGCAGCAUUUGAAGGAGAUGACUUUGAGAAGAAAGUGGAGAUUCUCCAUGAGACUCUAGAUGAGAUAGAGAGAGAAGUGGAGGAGGCUGAGGAAGAUGCAGCUCUGGAUCUGGUGAUGGAGGAGCUGGAGGAGCUGGUGGAGAAAAGGGAGUCUCUGAUGGAGGAAGAGGAGAAGCUGGAUGGAGGCAAAAUUGACCUUGAUGAAUUCCAGUUGGAGAAAUCCGGAACAUUCGGCAAGUAAACAACUACAAAGCCGACAAUGGAGCUCGAGGACCUUGAAGCCUGCAUGUAGUUGAUUUGAUAUAAUCAACGCUUUAGGUCCUUCCCAUGAUAAAGCUCUGAGAUUUAGUUCUUUUCGACUUAGCCAAAGUGAUGACAAGAAAUAAAGAUAUAUGAUAC